Arachis stenosperma is the source of this 845-nucleotide messenger RNA. RefSeq names its product protein DCL homolog, chloroplastic-like. The coding region runs from base 58 to 732 and encodes 224 amino acids. Gene Ontology annotation, cellular component: chloroplast. Gene Ontology annotation, biological process: chloroplast organization; chloroplast rRNA processing. The transcript has 3 exons. NCBI's taxonomy places the organism in Eukaryota, Viridiplantae, Streptophyta, Magnoliopsida, Fabales, Fabaceae. The record is from RefSeq and is a predicted model, not a curated record.
AUAGAAUAUGAGUAUGAUAAUGAUAGCGAUUGAUCAUAUGAUUCUGGAUUAUCGAGUAUGAAGCUGAAAGCAGAGGAGACACUGUUGAGUGAAGUAAUCCACAAUUCCCCUUUCACAAUGACCGGCCCUCUUCUCCUCAGGCAAUUCCUGCUUCAUCACCGCCUUCUCUUCCGAAACUUCAACGGUCUCGCCGUCGGAGCACUUCCUCCUCCGCCUCCUCGCCGCCUCUGCUGCUGCUCCACCGUCCCCUCCGAUCAGGCCGACGACAACGUUACCAGCACCAGCAGCAACCCUAAUUAUGUUUGGAAAGCUAAGGAAGCAUCAUCAUCGAGUAGUAGCUUCCAGGAUGACCCGGAGUAUCGGAAAUGGAAGGACAAAGAAGAAGAGAUUCUCAAGGACAUUCAGCCAAUUGUGUUGCUCACUAAGGACAUUCUCCAUUCUCGAAGGUACAUGGAUGGAGAGCAACUGAGUGCGGAGGACGAGAAAGCCGUUGUAGACAAUCUCCUUGCUUACCAUCCCCGCUCUGAAGAUAAGAUUGGUUGUGGUCUUGAAUCCAUCAUGGUUGAUCGUCAUCCUCAAUUUCGACAAUCAAGGUGUCUUUUUGUUGUGAGAACAGAUGGUGGCUGGAUUGAUUUUUCCUAUCAGAAGUGCCUUCGGGAGUACAUUAGAGAUAAGUACCCAAUGCAUGCAGAAAGGUUUAUUCGAGAACAUUUUAGGCGUGGGAGGGAGUGAGUGAUUGAAUUGGUAUAUAGUGGAAUCUGUGUUUUUAAUUUUGGUGUCGCCGUAUGUGAUAAUAUGACUACUUUUUAGUGUCUUUAUAAUUAUUAUUCAGUUUUCUCUUCUUA